AUGGAUCUACUGUAAGAGAGGACUAAAUAAGGGGACCCAGAGCAGCUAUAGCCAAUUAUUCUACUGACAGAGGAUGGAUCAGCCCACCAGCACCCAGACCCAGCACCAACAUGAACCCAUCAGCUUUGGAAUUGAUCAGAUCCUAAAUAACUCUGACCAGGAAAACUCCUCUCAGUCUGCUCCCAGGGGCUCAGAGAACACAAAUUACUUGGGCAGCCCAGUCAGCCGGUCGAGCGCCCCUUAUUCCUCCCUGCCAGCCUCUUUCCCUGGCAUCGGGGCAGCCUUUGAAGAAUCAGGAUCUUACAGUGUGAAUCUGAGCUUGGCUCCAGCUGGAGUCAUCAGGGUGCCAGCCCAUCGGCCUAUCCCUGGUGCAGUCCCACCUCCCAUCUCCAGUGCCAUCCCAACCAUGCCAGCUGUGCCCGGCCUUGGCAGCCUUAACUUCCCCUGGAUGGAGAGCAGCAGAAGGUUCGUGAAAGAAAGAUUUUCAGCUGCCGCAGCGCUAACGCCCUUCACAGUCACCCGCAGGAUCGGGCACCCGUAUCAGAACCGGACACCGCCCAAACGCAAAAAACCGCGCACCUCCUUCUCGCGGGUGCAGAUCUGUGAAUUGGAAAAGCGUUUUCAUCGCCAAAAAUACCUGGCCUCAGCGGAGAGGGCUGCAUUAGCCAAAUCCCUCAAAAUGACUGAUGCCCAAGUUAAGACGUGGUUCCAAAACAGGAGGACAAAGUGGAGGAGACAGACAGCAGAGGAGAGGGAGGCGGAGAGGCAACAGGCGAACAGACUAAUGCUCCAGCUGCAGCACGACGCCUUCCAGAAGUCGCUGAGUGACUCCAUCCAGCCAGACCCUCUCUGUUUGCACAACUCUUCCUUAUUUGCUCUCCAAAACCUGCAGCCCUGGGACGAGGAGGCCUCCAAACUACCCCAAGUUACCUCUUUAGUCUGAACACUUUUAUUAGACAAUUUAUGGAAACUAUUUCCUCUGAGACAGGAGAAGACUGGGCUGGAUCCACCGGGCUAUUUGGAAUUGGAGAUGGCAACGCACUUUCCACCCUGACUUCUAUUCAAAGUGUUCAAAACUGAGCGUGGUGCACAUUCUAGGAAAAGACUACAAAUAGGAGGAAACCCAGAACAGAAUUAUAUUCUUCUAUUAUGGCCAGCCUAUGGAUCACUGGCCAUUUAAGGAGAGAUUCCAGCUGAAUUGUUUAUUUUGCUCUCAACCACCACACAUGUGAACACACACAUAUACACCCCUUUCAUUUAUUUAUUUAUUUAUAUAUUUAUUUGGUUUUACGCAACCAGUUACAGAUUAUUUUUUUCUUAAAUGGAAAUAAUAAUAAAAAAAAAGCUCUAAAGACGAGUUGGGCAUUAUAUGUGUUAUAAUGUAACAAUAAUAACCUACAAAAUGUAUGUGAAUGCUGCACAUGUCCUGAAACAAAGAGAACCAUUUUCAUAAACAAAGCAUAUCAUUCCUUUGUGUAUGCAGCUAUGUCAUGCCUUAGGUCAGGGACUUUAUUUGUCUUGCUCUUAACAUUAAUCAAAGGAAGAGUCCACAAACAUGAGUGGGAACUUUUCUAUUUUACAUCAGACAGUAUUUGACACCUAUUAGUCUACUGGCAAGGGACAAGAGUUAUAAACAGCCUUUACAAUUAUGAUCGCGACAUCUAUAACCAAUGUAUACCCAUAUAAUACACAUACAUUCAUACACACACAUACAGCUACACAUAUUAUUUCAUUCUUGCACUGUGUGUGCACACAUUAUAUAUGUGUGUGUGUGUGUGUGUGUGUGUGUGUGUGUGUGUGUGUGUGUGUGUAUAUAUAUAGAGAGAGAGAGAGAGAGAGAGAUAUGUGCGUAUCUUUAUACACAUAUAUAUAUAUAUAUAUAUAUAUACACACACACACACACACGCACACAGAUAUUUGGUGGUCUCUACGAAUUAUCUUAAGGUGCGUAUACACGGUGCAAUAUUACCUUGCGAUUUUGACUAUAUAGUCAAAAUCACAAGGAAGGUUAGUGCAAAUCGCAAGGUGUUAGCCACCUUGCGAUCCUGAGGCAAGUCAAUUUUGACUAUCUAGUGCUAAAGUUUAAUCAAAAUUGACACUUAGUCAAAAUCGCACAUAGCCAAUAUCGCAAGUACACAUAGUCCAUAUCGCAUAGUCAAAAUCGAAGCUAGCCAAAAUCUCACUGUGUGUAUGCACCAUUACUCUCACCUAUCAUGUCAUGGAUGAGUUGAAUGCAUUUUGCAUUUUAAUAAAUUAGAAUAUGCAUUUAAUUCUGCCCAUGCGUACAAAGCACAAUUUAUAUUUGCUGGUAUGUAAACAGGGAGCCACAUUAUGUGCAUCCAGCUGCUUGCAGCCAGCACCAGAUUAACAAUGUGACGGUUGGAGAUCCAGCUCCAGGUUUCCACAUAACAAUAAGCCCAUCAUCAUGACAAUCUGAUGAUGACUGGUUGCCUAGCUGGCCAGACAUAAAUCAUAACUAUUAAUAUUGUUUUCUAAAUUUCUCACAAAAUUCUGCAACUAUUCUUUUUUUUAUGUAUUUAGAGAGACAGUGGGGCUGACAGUGUAGGGAGUGUACAUGAGGCACAGGCCACACUCACACAGCAUUGGUUACAGCUCCUUCCCUUCACAGUAUAGGCCCUUGAAUAUUUGGCCCUUAAUCUGGCCCUGUUUGCAGCUUCUUAUGAUUGUAGAGGUUGAUUGGAGAGAAGGAAGGGGUGUGUACGCUUGGCAAAGGUAUAAUUUGGGUGCACAGAUGCACAUGUGCCUGUCAGGAGAAUGGAAUCUUGCUGGUGCUGGACCCUAGCACAAGUUCCGAAAUAAUGACAAAAAGGCUCAUAUGCUACCCAUGAAGAGCUGACCGUGUCCUGUCACUUCGCCAGCUCAUCGUGGCUGCAAAUUGCAACUUUUUUGGAUGCAAUUUACAGUUUAAGUGCAAAUUGUGUUCAACUCAACAUGACCCCCAGAAAGGUUUCCGGAAAGGCCACUAAUUAAGCUGGCAUGGUGCAUUGUACUCAUGUUUAUUAUAGUUAAACGGACAGCAGUAUAAUAUAAAAAUCUGCUUCCACCAAUGUCUUGUAAAUAUUUUAUGAUAUUUUUAAUUUAUUCAUGUAGUA
This is a messenger RNA of Pseudophryne corroboree (corroboree frog), 3113 nucleotides long. RefSeq names its product T cell leukemia homeobox 3 (gene TLX3). Gene Ontology annotation, cellular component: nucleus. The transcript is spliced from 3 exons. Gene Ontology annotation, biological process: animal organ development; regulation of transcription by RNA polymerase II. Lineage: Eukaryota; Metazoa; Chordata; Amphibia; Anura; Myobatrachidae. The record is from RefSeq and is a predicted model, not a curated record. Gene Ontology annotation, molecular function: DNA-binding transcription factor activity, RNA polymerase II-specific; RNA polymerase II cis-regulatory region sequence-specific DNA binding. The coding region runs from base 74 to 943 and encodes 289 amino acids.